Aspergillus uvarum CBS 121591 is the source of this 453-nucleotide messenger RNA. RefSeq lists its product as uncharacterized. The record is from RefSeq and is a predicted model, not a curated record. The transcript has 2 exons. Lineage: Eukaryota; Fungi; Ascomycota; Eurotiomycetes; Eurotiales; Aspergillaceae. Bases 114 to 413 code for a protein of 99 amino acids.
UCAUAAUUGAAAGAAUUCCUGUUCAUCACAAGCCCUCUGGUCGAUAUUUUCCAUUUUCCCACUUAGACUGCGAACGUCUUCAAACUUCUUUAUAUUCCCCUUUUUCUGGAUAGAUGCUUCACACCAAAGCCAGGAUGUCCAUGCGGGGAGCACGCCCCAGUGGAUCUCUCAGAGCAGCAAAGAAGAAUUUGAAGUACAGUGUCGCCUCGAUAGUGGGAGUCGUUGGGAGCACCUUCGUUAUUUGGCGAUACUUUCAAUGGGCUAAGGGCAAAGCUUCCGAAGAACCAUAUAAAUACGGUCGGCCAGCGGUAGUCUCAGAGAACGACGUGGAGUGUAUGAAGGGAAAGGAGGGAAAACAUUCCGCGCGGGCGCCGCAUAACGCCCUGACUUCUCCUUGGCCAUCCAGAGACUGAACUAAGAUGUCCCUGAGUCGGUAGAGAACUUCUUUUCCGC